GUUUGAGAGAAAGAAGGUUUCCUGCCAGCCACUCCCGCCAGCUGCGUACGUGGCCCCCGGUAUCGACGGGGUUUAAAAGAAGGUGCUUUUACUUGGACGCCCUUAGCGAGUGGAUGAUCAUGGGCACCACCGCUGGCAGAAAUCAAAAAAUUAUGCGGCCGCUUCUCAUUGUCCUGGUCGCAUUCGCUCUUCAAGAGGUGGCACUCGGUCGAGUGAGCCUCAGUAUUAGCCAAACGCCCAACCGCGAACAAUGGCCCACUGGAGUCGUACGUGGAGGGGGCCAGACUGGAGGAUGGACAGGUUCGUUGGGUUCUGGUUUCAGUUAUGGAGCUGGGGCCUAUGGUGGCACAACUUCAAGUUCCGGCAGCCGUACCUUGGGUGGCGCAGGUGGAACAUCGUCCAUUGGCUCGGGUAGUUUAGGUUACGGUGCAAGCAGUAGUGGAGUGGCCGGUACCUCGAGCGGCUCAGGCUACGGUAGCUCUUCUGGAGUAGCCUCAGGAUCCGCAAGCAGCUCUGGUCAUGGAUCUGGUUCCCUUAGUGGCUUCACUGUAGGACUGCCUGGUAUGAUCGGUGGUUCAGGUUUCAGUGGCUCUCUUGGAGGAGCGUCGGGUACCUGGGGUGGUUCAAGUCAUGCUGGCUCUGCUGGAGUAGGAUCGGAUACCUCGGGUAGCUCAGGUGUCAGUGGCUCUCUUGGAGGAGUGUCGGGUACCUGGGGUGGUUCAAGCUAUGGUGUAUCUCUUGGAGGAACUUCUGGUUCUGCGAGCAGCUCAAAACAAGAAAGAAAACUUGAGUGGGAUUUGCCGGCAAAGUGA
Molecule: messenger RNA, 812 nt
Organism: Dermacentor silvarum
Lineage: Eukaryota; Metazoa; Arthropoda; Arachnida; Ixodida; Ixodidae
Product: keratin, type I cytoskeletal 9-like
Exons: 13
Coding region: 114-812 (232 amino acids)
Source: RefSeq, a predicted model, not a curated record